Molecule: messenger RNA, 1286 nt
Organism: Bombyx mandarina (wild silkworm)
Lineage: Eukaryota; Metazoa; Arthropoda; Insecta; Lepidoptera; Bombycidae
Product: meteorin-like protein
Molecular function (GO): hormone activity
Source: RefSeq, a predicted model, not a curated record
UUGGGGCUGACGUUCGUUCGUCUAUUGAAUUUGUUUACAUGUUGUAAACAAUUUGAUAUUUUAAUGGCAAAGACAUUUCUCUUGAAUAAUGUGACAAUCAAACAGUGAUCAGACUCUCCUUGUUUUUAAUAUCCGUGAAUAAUUAUUUAAGAUGAGAUUUGCGCGGCUGUUUUUCUUCGUUGUUUUGGUUUUGGGACUGUCGUGCAGUGCGGGGGCGGGAGUCAUUGGUGAUCAAUGCGACUGGAUUGGCAGUGGGCUGACGUCGAACGCCGAGCGAGGUGUUACACCCGUGUACCUCCGUUGCCGUGAGGGCAGCGUGUCCUGGAUGUACCCUCGGGGUGCCUUGCGUCUGUUGUUCCGCCCUCCACUACCAGCCGACGAACGGGACUUCAGAGUGUGCAUACGGGUCGUACGGAGACCGGACCCGCCCGACCUAUUUCACACCUUGCAGCUUAAUGAAACAGAAGCUGCGGACAGAUUCCCGGCGCGUUUGUUCGUAGAAGGCGCAAAGAGAUUAGAGCCUUUGUACGCUCCUAACGACGGCGACCCGAGAGAGCUACGCUGUUUCCGGAGCAGAAAAGGCCGGGCCGCUUUGUACGUUGAGGCGGAACCCGAAGAUGGGCCCAAGAAACGAGUGGCCGCCUUAAAGUAUGAAGCUCGGUUGCUCGACAAGAGACACUAUGAUCCGGCCACAUCAGAAUGCAGACCGUGCACCGAGGCCGAGAUGGAAUUAGCCUUCUGCACAAGCGAUCUAGUAUCUCGAGGAGUGAUUGUUGGAAGCGAACAGCGCGAGGAUUUGGAUACGACUCAACUGACUCUUCGACUGACCAAACUCAUCAGAGCCACGGCCAGGGAAAACGAACAGGACAAGAUAGAUCAAGAAAACGAUGAAUAUUAUAGGUACGACGUGGACAACGCUAUCGAGCACAAGCCCCGCAGAAGGCACAGAGCUCGACGGAAAGAACGAAGUCUGCACGCGCACGUUCACGUCUCGUCGACGUGCGGAGCUUCCGCUGGUGCCGGAGAGUUCCUUGUCAUGGCCAGACGAAGGUUAGGCCGAUACUCACUUGUAUGCGCGCCCAGAGUUGAUGAUUGGGUACAGCUAGUUCUGAAGAGAAAUGCUGAUGGAACCGCUCAUUGUUUAUUACAACACUAAUUUAAAAUUUCCUAGCUGACGCGUUUGAAGUUACUAAGUACACUUUAAAUCGUAUGGGACCAAAAAUGAUAGUAAACAUUUCGGUAUUCGUAUUAAUUUAUGAAUGGCUCAUAAAAGCAAUUAAGAAGCG